This is a messenger RNA of Notolabrus celidotus (New Zealand spotty), 1577 nucleotides long. RefSeq names its product transmembrane protein 158. The record is from RefSeq and is a predicted model, not a curated record. Lineage: Eukaryota; Metazoa; Chordata; Actinopteri; Labriformes; Labridae. The coding region runs from base 279 to 980 and encodes 233 amino acids. The transcript has a single exon.
CUCAGAGCUGCUCAGUCUUCUCCUCCUGUACAGUGACUGCUGGGCACAUUUUGGAGAACAAGUCAGAGGGGAGGUAUCCAAAGAGAGGAAGGGGGGGGGUACACGCAUGCUGUGACAGGUUUUAGGACGUUUCUAUUUCUACCAGUCGAGAUGGGAAUUGAACAUCUCCAUUUUAGAUAAAUCACCGGCGGCCGGAUUUUCCCAAACAUUGCGCGCACCUCGUCCGUCGCUGCGGAUCAUCACAGCACCAUGCAAGCAGGAGAGACGCGCCCUGUGCCAUGCUGAGCGACUCCCCGACCCUCCUACUUGCUCUGACCGCGGUGGCAGGGCUUCUCCAGCGAUGCCAAAGCUGGAGCGAAGAGGACCUCCUCCUGCCGCCCAUCAACUCCUCCAACGGGUUCAUGGCCAACCUGGAGGUGGACGUUCGCUUCUCCAAAAGGUCCGUGGAGGAGAACGACGCCUCGGCCGACGCCUCCUCCCUGCAGAGCCUGUCCCAGUGCAACGUGAGCGUCCAGAGACUGCUACCUACCUCGCUGGUGGCGCGCUGGGAUAGCAGCUUCGGCUUCCAGUGUGAUGUACUCAUCUACACCACCAAUAACCACGGCAGGGCUUUUUUCUCCGCCGCCUUCAACAGGGUGAUCUCCCCUGUCGUCAUCGAGCACCUGGGGGUCACGGGGGGUCAGCAGGAGUUGAGACUGUGCGUGGGCUGUGGGAUGUCCCGGUACAGGAGGUUCAGUCAGGGCCGGUCGCGGGGCCAGCAGAGCGGGGAUCAGGUCACUUUCUGCUGCGUUGAUUUCAGCCUCGAUGAGCUUAAGGGGGACAAAAGUUGGAGGCUGAACAGGAAGCCCAUCGAGUCGACACUUGUGGCUUGUUUCAUGACUCUGGUGAUCAUCGUGUGGAGUGUUGCUGCUCUCAUAUGGCCGGUCCCAAUCAUUGCAGGGUUUCUGCCUAACGGGAUGGAGCAGAGGAGACCGAGAUAACUCAUUUAAUCUUUACUAUAAUCAGCCUGUGCUGCCUAUACUAUAACUGUAGCCAUUCAACCGUUCCCCUGAAUGAACGAUGGAGGAGCUUUGGGGAACCUUUUGAACAAAUGCUUUAGUUUUUUCGGUGACCUUUAACCCUUUAUUAGACCUCCUCCUCUUUAGCACAACCAAGGUAAAGUAUGGUGGGUUAUAGCCAAUAUUAAUCUCUACUGGGACCAAUGGAAGUGUGUUUUGUAUACUCUCGUAGGCCUUCCUAUAGAUUAUGUCUGCGUAAACUGUGCAAACUUUUCUCUUUAAACAGUGUUUGUAUAGUUUUUAACCUUUCUAGAAAGUUCCUGCCUUAUCCCAUGUGUUAGGACUUUUGCACUGAGGACUGAACUUUGAAGUGUGCUGUCACAUAUUUAACCUAUAGUCAUGUUUAAAGUAAUAUGUAUUAGUUUUUUUUCAAUGCACUAAAAGUAGAUGUUGUUUAUGACUGACUGAGAGGGUUUCAAUAUUUAUAUUGUUAGAUUUAUAAUGUUCAGUACAAUAUACGUGCUUAUUUGUAUUCAUGUUCUAAGAGUUUAAAUGAAAUAAACUUGAUUAUUAUAGGCU